Messenger RNA from Culex pipiens pallens (northern house mosquito), 4015 nucleotides. RefSeq lists its product as uncharacterized. Lineage: Eukaryota; Metazoa; Arthropoda; Insecta; Diptera; Culicidae. The record is from RefSeq and is a predicted model, not a curated record. The transcript has 3 exons. Bases 284 to 1528 code for a protein of 414 amino acids.
CAUCUUUCACAAGACCAAAAAUACUAUCCCAUACUCUAAUGUCCCACUCUCCACCCCGCAUGAACAGAUGUCGUCUAUCCAUCCCCUAAUGCUUCCUUCAUCCCUUACUAGACUUUAGUAGCUUUUCGCAUUUCCACAAUGGCAGUCUAGCUUUUCCUCACUGUCGGGCGCUUAUUUUCCUCCAAUGUGUUGGUCCUUUGUGCAUAGUGUUUAGACUAAAUGGCUAGAAAGUUUUCCACCGUUUUCUGUGAGUUCCCACGGGUGGUGACGCAGUACUAGUGCCAUGGUUGGCCACAGCGGGGAAAUGCUCGUGCGGCCACAAUUGUCCCCGAGGGUACCACAUUCGCCACCGCAGCAGCAGCACCACCACCAGGACUAUCCGGUGUUUAUUCCGCCGAGGAAGCGCCAAGCCGGCAAGAAAACGCCCAUCGGCAAUCACGUAGAUCAUAUUGUUCAUUUACAGGGAAACAAAAAAGACUGGAAUUUAUCACCGGAAUCGGACGCGGUGCGCAAAACCAAACGCUGGAACAGCGAGGAAAUCAUAGAGAUCGACAGCACACGGAAACACAUCAGCCAGGAAGGGAUGGACGAGGACGACGAUUUGAACGAACUGCAGCAGUUUCAUCCGCUCAAGGACAGCUCGACGGUUACGCCGAGUAGCAUCUCGGAGAGCAGUCUGGACAGACGGUCGAGCAAGUCCCACGAGUUGCUCACGGGUGGUAGUGGCAAGCGGUCCAAGAAGCGGGUCAACAUUCGAACGGAUAUGGAUGAGAUCAAUGGGAGGCGGACGCCAUCGGCCAUAUGCAACUACGAAGAUUUGGAGUCGGGCGAAACGAGCGUGCUGAACGGCGAUAUGGACCAGUACAGUUUGGAUCGGUAUAAUACGAGACGGUCGAUGUCGCCGGAUAACUAUCUCACGUUGACGGGAACUAUCAAACGUGGUCGCAAAAAGGGACAAUCCGUUGAUGUUCAGCUGAACAUUUCACGCGAAGAGUUGGAGCAGAUCAACAAGCAGGCACUCGCCGUUCACGAGGAAGUUUGUCGUACAAAGAAGCAGUGCUGCUGCCAGUGUACCCUCCGGGCCGGUCUUCACGUCCUGCUACUAUCGCUCGUAUGUCUGCCAUUCGUCACGCUGACCACCAGCAUUUACUCGUUCUACAUUGGGACCGUCACGUGGUACAACAUGUUCACCUAUUUCAACGAAGAAAAGUCCUACUUUCAUAAGCUGUUGAUGUCUCCACUGCUGAUACUGGCCUACCCGCUGGCGAUCGUAUUUUGCACCCUCGGCCUAGGUUUGUACGCCGGGCUGAAGCAGAUCAGUCUUCACUUUACCGCUUGGCUGAACGAAAUCAGCGACGUCGAGAAAGGUUUCUACGGCUGGUUGUGCUCCUUUUUGCACCUGUCCGACUGCAGCCCCUACGAGGUGGUGAUCCUGACAGAUAUUUGUCCCAGCGGAGUCGGAACGGACCAGCCACUGCAGAGCGAGUCGACCCAGAUCAACUCUUCGACGGAGGAGUUAUCGCUUUAAGCUGGUUAUAUCUAAUUCUCUCUCUUUCUCGCAAUGGUGUAACUAAUCCUGUAGAUAUCUCAAUCCGCAUGAACUAUGUCUCGACUUGUGUUAAAAUUUCGUUUAAGUUAAAAUUUGAUUCAAAGCCCCUCACCCUACCAGAGUAGACCCAUCGAACGGCACAAAAGGUACGAGGGACCAACUUUAGAGCACUUUAGAAGGAUAGUUUGAGCACCUGUUUAGUUGGUAUUUUCGUCGUUACUAAUAUUUUAAGUUGAAAACUAGAUCCGCCAGUAGAAUCAAAACAGGUCUAAUCAGUGGCUUUAUCAAACAUCAGAGUUUCCCGGAAUCCAAGGCAGGCGCAAUUUACAGCUUCAAUGUGAGUUCGGAUCUCACUGCUGCAUGUACGAGGACUCUUUGGAGUUACGGUCUAAGUGUCUCUGCCUACCAUCGUAUUGCCUGGCACGUUUUUGACACAUGGACUCACUCGCAUAGAAAAACUCGAAAUUAGGCCAUUGCAAAUAUUUUCCAAAGUUUAUGUCCUUUAACUAAUGCAAAGAAAAAAUAAUUUUGAAUUACUUGCCAUGGAAAAUGUUUGUGAAAUGCAUUACACUGGUUUACAGUAAUAAGUUUUCAAAAAUCUUAUUUUUUUGUAAUAAAAAAUACAUCACAAUUUUUUUAAACUUCUAAAAUUCUGAAGUUAUUAAAUUUUAAACUUCUGUAAUUUCAAAAACCUGAAUUUUUGACACUUAUAUAUUAUAAAAUUCUAUAAUUGUAAUUCAUAAACUUUAAAAUACAAACAUUCAUACUUUUCAAAUUUUUAGGUCACACUUUUAAUAUUCUUUAAUUUUAAUAUUUAGAAUAUUAUAAUUUCAUAAUCUUAUGAAAUUAUAUUUUUCAUGAUUAGGAAAUCUCUCAACUUGUAAAAUUCUGAAAAAAAAUAAUUUGAAAAAUUCUGAAUUUCUCAAACUAGUGAAAUACAAAAAAAAUGAAAUUUAAAAAAUCACCUCCGUGUACGCACGAGAGCAAGCAGCAGUCAAGUGCUCAGUGCUCCAUCGUUUUUUCGUUUUUUUUUGCCGUAAUUGAUUGUGAUUACUCGCGAGUUUGCUUCUCCAGCAUAAGGCCGGCCGUGGCCGUGGCAGUUCGAGUGCGGCCUCGAAAAACCCGAGAAGUUCGUCUACCGGCCGCGUGCAAAAAGGUAAACAAAUCAACGCCGUGUCGGCCGCCAUCGCGCAGGGGAGCGUGAGCGCAGAUAGAAUCGACAAAAAGUAUCUACAUCCCGGAUACGUUCCGAGAUCAUCAGUGCGAACCCGUUCAGGUACUUCUGGUGCCACAGCCAGUGGCACAUCAACAUCCGCCAACAUCCCCAUCAGGAACGGGUUCCAGUUGCUGAGUGAUGACGAAGAAAACAACAACACCGACGACGACGAUGGAUGUGCACGGAAAAAAGUGUCGACGUCAAAAAAGAACAACUCUCCAGCGGAACGUAGACCACCUCCAAUUUUUGUUUUGGACACGUUGGCGGACAAGACUGACGAGUUGCUGGAAGGCCUCGAAUGUUGUUUUAUUAUCGGUAAGUCGUCAGGGCAAGUGAUUACACUGAACAAAAAGGAUUUCAACCUGGUGUCUGAAAAACUGAAGCGUAGCAACUUCAACUUCUACUCAUUCAACCCCGAGAAACACCCUGUUAAGGUCGUCUUGCAGGGUUACCAAGACCGUCCGGUUUCCGACCUGAAGAAACACCUUUCGGACGCCGGAAUAAAGCCGCGGGAGAUAAAAGUGCUCUCGCGUACCUGUGAACUGGCGGUUUUACUCCAAGAAACCGACCUUAAGCCCCGCUGCGUAAAGUGCAGUGAAGCACACCUCUCUGAGACGUAUGCAUUGCAGCGAAGGCGGACUUGUGGGACAUGGCAGAGCAAACCAAGGCUCUCAUCAAGUGCGCCAACUGUGGAGGUUACCAUACCAGCAACUACCGUGGAUGCAGCGCACGGAAAACCUACCUCGAGGAGCAGGAAAACUCAGCGUUCCCUCCUGGAUGGGGUCGAUCGUUCGAUCGUUCGUGGCCGCUGCUGGUAGCGGCAAUGCGGCCCAGCAAGAAGUCACCGUGGAAGAUCUUUUUACCCGGCCGGGGUUCUUUGCUUUCGCGGGGGAGAUAAUGACGCGGUUCCGGACCUGCCGUAACAAGGCGGAACAAUUCCUGGCCCUUGGGGAGCUGAUGAUCAAGCACAUCUAUAAUUGAUUAAAAUUUGAUGUGAUCUAGUUGUAAGCUUUCUCUAUUCCUAUCCCCUAUCAUUAGCAACUGUGUAAGUUUUUUGAAAACUUUCUCUUACUCUUGUUUAUGCAUUAAUUAACAGUAACAUUGCUCUAAAUCAAACUAUGACGUAAAACACAGUUAAAAUGAACACAAAAACUCUGUUAGCUACAUAAUAUUUACAAAUUAAAAUUUGAUUAAUCACAAAUAAAACCGAAUUGAAUUGAAUUAACCGAUUUUUAUGAUUCAAGAAGCAU